CGGGCUCUCCGCGUCCCGGCGCGGGCAGGAGGAGCAAGGGCGCAGAGGUGAGCGGUGCUCCGGGAACGCGAGCCUCGAGGCCGGCGCGCGGGCACACGGUGCUGGCGGCCGAUUCCCGGGACCGCCUUUGCCACCUUGCCUCCUGGCGCCCGCUUACCGGGGCUGCCCGGAGGCCGCGGCGGGGCAGCUGUUGCGCGGAGAGGGGGGCAGCUGCGGAGUCCCAUAACCAUAGCAACCUCAUCAGUACCGCGGCGGCGGCGGCGGCGGCGGCGGUGAGGGCAGCACCCUCUCGCUCCUCCUCCAGGCUUCAUCGCUGAAGGGACCUGAGAGCCAGCUUGCAGGUGCCCGGACUCCGAGGUCCGCCCACCGCUGCUGGAAGUGUCAGCGGCCAGAGAAGGAGAGGAAAGCCAGGAACCCAGGAGCUGUGUACCCAAGAGGUGAAAGAGGGGAGCCCUGCAGUGACAGACAGGUAAUGCACCAAAAAGAUCAUGACUGAAGUACAAGGAACAAUUGAGUUUUCUAUAGAGCUCCAUAAGUUUUAUAAUGUGGAUCUCUUUCAGAGAGGGUAUUAUCAAAUCCGAGUGACCUUGAAGGUGUCCUCGCGGAUUCCCCACAGGCUGAGUGCCUCUAUCGUUGGACAAACAGAGAGCAGCAGUUUGAAUUCAGCGUGUGUCCAUGAAAACAUCGUGCACAGCCGAGUCUUUCAGAUAUUAUACAGAAAUGAAGAGGUGACCAUAAAUGAUGCUGUGAUCUUUCGAGUUCACUUGCUCUUAGAUGGUGAAAAGGUGGAAGAGGCACUGAGUGAAAUUGAUUUUCAACUCAAGGUGGACCUGCAUUUUACGGAUAGCGAACAACAACUGAGGGAUGUGGCUGGGGCACCCAUGAUCAGCAGUCGCACUCUUGGUCUUCACUUCCAUCCCCGGAGAGGUCUACACCAUCAAGUUCCAGUGAUGUUUGACUACUUCCACCUAUCCGUUAUCUCGGUGACCAUCCAUGCAGCCCUGGUUGCUCUGCAGCAGCCCUUGAUCAGUUUUACUCGUCCAAGAAGAGGCUCCUGGCUUGGUAAAGGUGGCUCAGACUUGGGACCAGAACAAUCUAGCCUUUCUUUGGAGAAUCUGGUCUUUGGAGCUGGAUACUGCAAGCCAACAUCUUCAGAGGGGAGUUUCUAUGUGCCCUCAGAAAACUGCAUGCAGCGCGCUUACAAGUGGCACCGGGAACUGUGCUUUCUGCUCUUGCAUGCCUACCGAGGACUCCGUGCCUAUUUCCUGGUCAUCAUGAGGGACAUCCCGGAGCUGCCUCACACAGAGUUAGAAUCCCUUGCUGUCGAAGAAACACUUGCUCAGCUAUGCUCAGAGUUACAGAUAUUAAACAAUCCAGAGAAGAUAGCUGAACACAUAAGUAAGGAUCUUACUUGGCUCACCUCCCAUCUGAUGACACUUUGGACCCAAUUUCUAGAUACAGUAACUUUGCAUUCUCAAGUCACCACUUAUCUCACCCAGGAACAUCACACAUUGCGGGUCCGAAGGUUUUCUGAAGCUUUCUUUUACAUGGAGCACCAAAAGCUUGCGGUCCUGACCUUUCAAGAAAAUCUGAUCCAGUCCCACAGUCAACUAUCUCUGGAUGUUAGAAACUCAGAGUACCUCACCACCAUGCCCCCACUGCCAGCAGAGUGCCUGGAAAUUGAUGGUGACUGGAACACACUGCCAGUUAUCUUUGAGGACAGAUAUGUGGAUUGCCCUGCUACAGAGGCAGGUACCACAAUAACAAAUCUCAAAGAUCAAGAAGAGAGCCGUAUUCUAAACAAAAAACCAUCCUUCAGGGAAGACCUUGUUUUGUCCAACAUAAAACAACCUCAAAUGGACUCUGGAGAGAUUAUUAGGUGUUCAGAGCCAGAUGAGACUUCAACCACUCCAAAUCAUAGUGGCAAACUCUCUGAAUCUCAGGUAUAUCUGACAAUUGGUGAAUUCCAGAGCAAAGCAGAUUUGCCUAAAGAUGAAUCACGAUCUGACCAAAGGUUUGAGGUUGGAGCACAUUCCAGUACCGAUGUGGACUGGCCCAGAAAGAGUCCAGGCUCAGAGGAUGCCCAGACCUCAACACUGACCUACAUUGAUGUGAAACCGAGCAAUAAGAACCCCUGUAGAAAUGAGCCCACAGUGGUUAUUAGCACUCUGCAUGAGAGUGAGUGCUCUGCAGUGAACUCUGACUCAGAUGGUACUGUGCUAAGCAAAGAGGAAGUAGGUAGAAAUAAUCAAAAUGCCAACUCUUCAGAAAAAUCGAUGCCGCAUGAGUUACGUGUUACAGGAAAAGGAGCUGACCAGGAGGGUAAACUUGUGCUACUGAGUCUGAAGCUCAUGCCAUCUGAACCUUGUGACACUGUAAAUUCUGCUCUAAGGGAUCCUUUGGACACUAGAGCUUCCCCAAAAGACUCUCACAAAGAACAGGAAGAUAUGUCAUUGCUCUCCGGAGUCAUCAAGAGGUCUUCUUCCAUCAUCUCUGAUUCAGGCAUUGAGAGUGAACCAAGCUCAGUUGCCUGGUCUGAGGCUCGAAGCAGGGCCCUCGAGCCACCUAAUGAUCGGGAAGUCUUACACCAGCUGGUUCGACGACAUGCUCUGCAUAGAAAUUCCUUAGAAGGUGGACACACCGAGAGCAACACGAGUUUGCCAAGUGGGAUUCAAGCAUCGCUUACUUCUAUUAGCUCUUUGCCUUUUGAGGAGGAGGAGAGGGAGUUGGCACUCACCAAACUGACUAAGUCUUUAUCUGCACCCCAAAUUAGUAGCCCAGAGGAGUCUUCUGAAGAUACAGAAGCUGUACUUCAAGAUGAAAGUCUUAUUGAAGCUUCAGUUGAACAUAUCAAGAGCAAAGAUUCCCCAGAACACUGCCCACAACUUUGUAAUGGCUCCAGGAUCCAGGAUAAUGGGGCAGAAGGUUCCUUUGUAGAGGUGAUUUUAGAUGCUGACGAUCACCAAGACCCUGGUUAUAUAGACAUACCCCAAAGUAAAGAUCUUCAAGCAUCCUGUUGUCUCGAUGACAGGACUGAAAAUUCUCCAGAUGUUGAAGCCAAAGUUCACAAUUUUGAAAUACCACAUAAUAUAGCAAUUGGAAGUCCUAGGAACAAAUCUGUUCCUAGAGAACUUUUGGAAAUCCCAAAGGACAUGGCCAAAGACUUGAAUGUGGGGAAUAGUUCUCUGUCCCAAAGCACCAUCUUUGAAAAUGAGGCUACCACCCACCACCAGGUGCCUGAAUUGAACUGUAUGUCAAUUGCUGAGGCCGUUGAGGAAAAUGGCUCAGCUGGCAUUGUUGAUGCUACCAUUUAUAGCAGAAGAGCUGACACCUUCACGGAGCUUGGACUUAAAGCAGGCACUGUGUGCUCCACUGUGACUCCUUCCCUUCCCUCCCAAGUUUUAGAAAACCAAGAGCCAAGGGCAAGCAAUUCCAUGACAGUGUCACAGCAGAACUCUUCAGAGACUCUGGACAGCCUGAAGACCGUGGAGGUCAUCAACUUAUCUGUGUAUUGCACUGCCACAUGUCUUCCUUUCUCAUCUGUACCCAAGGAGACUCCUGCCAGGGCUGGAUUCUCUUCCAAACAGACCCCAUUUCCUAUCACUCAUCAACCUUUGGGUUCCUUUGGAGUAGUUUCUACCCAUUCUAGCCCGCUGGAGGAAGAAGUCAGUGAACGGAUGUUCAGUUUUUAUCAGGCCAAAGAAAAAUUUAAAAAGGAACUGAAGAUUGAUGGAUUUUUGUACAGUGACUUAUCUGUACUGGCUUCUGAUGUGCCAUAUUUCCCACCAGAGGAAGAGGAGGAAAAUUUGGAAGAUGGGAUUCAUCUGGUUGUCUGUGUCCAUGGUCUGGAUGGAAACAGUGCAGACCUAAGACUGGUAAAGACAUUUAUAGAACUGGGUCUUCCUGGAGGAAAACUGGACUUUUUGAUGUCUGAGAAGAAUCAGAUGGACACCUUUGCAGAUUUUGACACCAUGACAGAUAGGUUACUGGAUGAAAUCAUUCAGCACAUUCAGUUGUACAACCUUUCCAUCUCUCGAAUUAGCUUUAUUGGUCAUUCUCUUGGCAACAUAAUCAUAAGAUCAGUCCUCACAAGGCCCCGAUUCCGGUAUUACCUCAACAAACUUCACACAUUCUUGUCACUGUCUGGGCCUCACCUAGGGACCUUGUAUAACAACAGCACUUUGGUUAGUACAGGUCUGUGGCUCAUGCAAAAAUUGAAGAAAUCCGGAUCUCUUUUACAGUUGACCUUCAGGGAUAAUGCUGAUCUGCGCAAAUGUUUCCUCUACCAGCUCAGUCAGAAAACAGGGCUGCAAUAUUUUAAAAAUGUUGUGCUCGUUGCUUCUCCCCAAGACCGUUAUGUGCCAUUUCAUUCAGCCAGGAUUGAAAUGUGUAAAACAGCCCUCAAAGACAGACACACAGGGCCAGUUUAUGCAGAAAUGAUUGACAACCUUCUUCGUCCUCUGGUGGAAGCUAAGGACUGCACUUUAAUCCGACACAAUGUGUUCCAUGCCUUGCCCAACACUGCCAACACCCUCAUUGGCCGAGCAGCUCACAUUGCAGUUCUGGAUUCUGAACUCUUCCUAGAGAAGUUUUUCUUGGUGGCAGGACUCAACUACUUCAAGUAGUGUCUUGGACAUUGUAAGAUAUGGUAGCUUGCUAGAAAUGCUAAAGAUGUAUUGAAGGUUUCAGCUGGGGCAUUCUUUGUAGACCUCAGCCAUUCCAGGUUGGAGCUCAAAAAGAAAGGUCUAGAAGAAUGGGGCCAGACAUUUGAGGUGCUUUUAUUUUUGAAAAUAGAGAAAGCUGAAUCAGUAGUGUAAAAUAUGACAGAGACUUUGCCUGACGUGUAUAGCUAGCUGGAGUCUCACUAAAGAAAUUUUCUAAAAAUAAUAUAUAUAUAUAUAUAAAGAAUAGUUGGAGAUGGUGAGCCCACAGUUUAAACCACUGGUUCACAGAAAUUGCUCUAAUUUUACUAGAUUUGUUCAGAAUGCGACUAGCUUAUAGCUUUAUCAUUUUGAUUAAAUUAAGUGCACACAAGCAUUUCAGAUCUCAGGUUAAUCUCUGUGCAGAAGUGGAACAUAUUUUGUGUAAAUAUAGCCCUUAAUUCAUUCUAAUCAACCACCUGUUCAAUACUAUGUGAUGCCCAUUUUCAUUCCCUCCUCAUGUUUUCUUAGUAAGGGACAAAGGAAUGCUUUAUAAAUCCAAGUUUAUUUUAUAACAGCAACAGUCCAGGUAUUUAAAGUGCAGGGGAAUAGAGGUGAUGCUAUCAGCAAUUAUAAGUUUAUUAUAAAGACAAGUAUCUAUAUAAAGUAUGUGGACUUGCUCCACCUACUAUAUUAGACUUUUUCUAUGCACAGACAUAGUCCACAAAAUAUUUUUCUGGUUGCUAAAAUCUGCCUGUUGUAAGGAAACUUGACAUAGACUAAACUUUGCAGAAGGGGAAAUUGAGAUUAAAGUGUAUAUGUGAGGUGCUCCUGCUGAUACACUUCCAAAGAAAUGCUAUGCUAGCAUUUGAUGGAAUUGAAAAAAAAC
This is a messenger RNA of Sorex fumeus (smoky shrew), 5529 nucleotides long. It is a transcript of the gene FAM135B, whose product is annotated as family with sequence similarity 135 member B. Lineage: Eukaryota; Metazoa; Chordata; Mammalia; Eulipotyphla; Soricidae. The record is from RefSeq and is a predicted model, not a curated record. The transcript is spliced from 20 exons. The coding region runs from base 489 to 4625 and encodes 1378 amino acids.